AUGAAAAUCUGCAGACUGGCUAUUGAGCUGCUGUUUUCUCAUCAAUACACUGCUAUUCAUAAUCUUUCACUUUGGUUAUCUCUCUUUUUUUACCUUAUAGUAGACGUCCACAAUAAGAAAGAUGCCAUUACACCACCUUCAUUCAAAGAACACGACCCAGCUUACUGGGACGCCCGACAGGAAGUUCCAGAGCCUGAGCUCAUCCCUAAAGUCAAGGAGCCUGAUGACCCAAGUAUAUACUUACCAAUCCCAGAGGAAUCCACUACCACUCCUCGAACAGUUGCCCCUUGGUAUGAGGAAUACAAUUAUUCUGACUUGGCAGCAAAGAAGCUGGAGGAAGAGCUGGAAAAAGCAAGAAAGGCCAAAGAGGAGAAGGCGGAAAAACUACGGAAGAUGUGGGAAGAGGAGGAGGAGGAGAAGAGAAAGCAGAUGGUUCCUCAUGCCGAGCCAAAGAAGUGUCCUUCUCUUGGCAUGGAGUCUCAUCGAGUGGAGGACGAUCAGAUACUGGCAUCUUCUAUGUCUCAUCAUGGUCAUUCAGCCCUGAGAGGACGUCUGAACAUGCAGAGUUCAGCUGACAAGGACGACGUUUACGGUGGUGCAUGGUGUGCUGAUACGGAGGAGAAGGAGCACUGGUUUCAGGUGAACGCCCGUCGAGAGGUGGAGUUCACUGGCGUCAUCACGCAGGGUAGGAGCUCGGAUACACAGUAAGACAUAGAUCAAAUCAUUUGGACUCUUUCUGAUAACAAGAAAGACAAGAAGACACCUAAACUGGCAAAUCCUCCUCUCUUCCAGUGAUGACUUUGUG
Messenger RNA from Sinocyclocheilus grahami, 805 nucleotides. RefSeq names its product AE binding protein 1a (gene aebp1a). The record is from RefSeq and is a predicted model, not a curated record. Lineage: Eukaryota; Metazoa; Chordata; Actinopteri; Cypriniformes; Cyprinidae.